GAUGGUGGGAAAUGUAGUUAUGUGUAACAUACACUUUGACUGAGUUGGAAUGAAUAUAAAAUGGUUCAACUGAAACAGGAGGUCAAAACAAAAGACUGCCUAUCCGAGGGACACCAGCCAUCAUCAAGGAUACAAAGAAACAAGAAGCCGAUGGAAAACAUAUACUGUUUAUCUUGAGUCACACCAUAUUAGCUUAUAUAAUGCCCUAAAGGCACAGAAGUGGGAAUUUUAAAAGUAAACAGAAAUGUCUAUCACUAAAUUCUGCUUCUUCCCUGCCUAAGCAAGUCCUGUCUGACUCUGGCAUCACAACUGAGAAGAAUGGGAUAAGUGACACUUUUAAUAAUAAUUUUAUCUCUGCAGUCUUUUUAUUUGAGAGAAACGGUGGUGUAGUUGACCCUGGUCAGUCAAUCGACAGCUCUUCCCUCUGCCAGCCUCUAGCGGACUCAACGGUUAACCCAUCAACUUCUAGUGAAACUUUAUUUUCAUUUCUCUCAAUUCACUAUCUCUGAUGUGCUAGACGACUUAAUUAAGAUUGGUGUAAAAUAAAUGUAGAAUAAUACACUGUGGCUGAUAUGCUUGAUCCAUUUUUGCUGCAGCUCUCUGCCCCCCUGAUUGCUGAAUCUUUAACCCAUAUUUUAACCUGAUGAUUAUAUCUGGUACUAUCCCCAACGUUUGGAAGGUAUCCACUCCACAAAGGUGGUGACCCUUGUGACCUAAAUAAUUAUCGGCCUAUUUGUAAACUUUCUGGCCCAGCUAUGUACACUAUACAGUGCAUUCGGAAAGUAGUCAGACCCCUUGACUUUUUCCACAUUUUGUUAUGUUAAGGAUGUAUUCUAAAAUGUAUUCAAUUGUUUUUUCCCUUCAUCAAUCUACACACAAUACCGUAUAAUGACAAAGCAAAAAUAGUUUGGGAUUUUUUUUGUAUCAAAUGUAUUCAAAAUAAACAACUGAAAUAUCACAUUUGCUCAAUCCCAUAGGCCGAAGCACAAUUGGCCCAGCGUCGUCCGGGCUAGGGGAGGGUUUGGCUGGGGUAGGCCGUCAUUGUAAAAUAAGAAUUUGUUCUUAACUGGCUUGCCUAGAUAAAUAAAGGUUAAAGCUUUGGUAGCGAUUACAGCAUUGAGUCUUCUUGGGUAUAACGCUACAAGCUUGGCACACCUAUAUUUGGAGUUUCUCCCAUUCUUCUCUGCAGAUCCUCUCAAGCUCUGUCAGGAUGGAUGGAGAGCUUUGCUGCACAGCUAUUUUCAGGUCUCUCCAGAGAUGUUAGUCCGAGCUCAGGCUGAGCCACUCAAGGACAUUCCAACUUGUCCCGAAGCCACUCCUGCAUUGUCUUGGCUGUGUGCUUAGGGUUGUUGUCCUGUUGGAAGGUGAACCUUCACCCCAGUCUGAAGUCCUGAGCACUCUGGAGCAGGUUUUCAGCAAGGAUCUCUCUGUACUUUGCUCAGUUCAUCUUUCCCUCGAUCCCGACUAGUCUCCAAGUCCCUGCCACUGAAAAACAUCCCCACAGCAUGAUGCAGCCACCACCAUGAUUUACAGUAGGGAUGGUGCCAGGUUCUCCAGACAUGACGCUUGGCAUUCAGGCCAAAGAGUUCAAUCUUGGUUUCAUCAGACCAGAGAAUCUUGUUUCUCAUGGUCUGAGAGUCCAUUAGGUGCCUUUUGGCAAACUCCAAGCGGGCUGUCAUGUUACUUUUACUGAGGAGUGGCUUCCGUCUGGCCACUCUACCAUAAAGGCCUGAUUGUUGGAGUGCUGCAGAGAUGGUUUUCCUUCUAGAAUGUUCUCCCAUCUCCACAGAGGAACUCUGGAGCUCUGUCAGAGUGACCAUUGGGUUCUUGGUCACCUCUCUGACCAAGGCCCUUCUCCCCCGAUUGCUAAGUUUGGGCAUGCAGCCAGCUCUAGGAAGAGUCUUAGUGGUUCCAAACUUCUUCCAUUUAAGAAUGGAGGCCACUGUGUUCUUGGGGACCUUCAAUGCCGCAGAAAUGUUUUGGUACCCUUCCCCAGAUCUGUGCCUUGACACAAUCCUGUGUCGGAGCUCUACGGACAAUUUCUUCGACCUUAUGGCUUAGUUUAUGCUCUGACAUGCACUGUCAACUGUGGGACCUUAUAUAGACAGGUGUGUGCCUUUCCAAAUCAUGUCCAAUCAAUUGAAUUUACCACAGGUGGACUCCAAUCAAGUUAUAGAAACAUCUCAAGGAUGAUCAAUGGAAACAAGAGCUCAAUUUCGAGUCUCAUAUCAAAGGGUCUGAAUACUUAUGUUAAUAACGUAUUUCUGUUUUUUAUUUUUUGUAAAUUUGGGAAAUAUUGUAAUACCUGUUUUUGCUUUGUCAUUAUGGGGUAUUGUGUGUAGAUUGAUGAGGAAAAACAUUACAUUUAAUCCAUUUUAGAUUAAGGCUGUAAAGUAACAACAUUUUGAAACAGUCACUGUAGGCACUGUAUGCUGCUGUUACUGUUUAUUAUCUAUCCUGUUGCCUAGUCACUUUAUCCCGACUAUAUGUACAUAUCUACCCCAAUUACCUCGUACCCCUGCACAUCGACUCGGUACUGGUACCCUGUGUAUACAGCGGAGUUAUCGUUACGUGCAUUUAUUCCUUGUGUUAUUACUUUUCUAUUAUACAUACUUUUUUCUCUCUCUGUAUUUUUGGGAAGGGCCCGUAAAGUAAGCAUUUCUAUGUUGUUUACAAAGCAUGCAACAAAUACAUUUUGAUUUGAACUGCAUUUAAAAAUCUAAAUUUCUUAGAUUUUUCACAGAGCUUGUAAUGCGUUUUAAGCAUUGUUAUGGACUUAGAACAUCCAAUUUGGUUGUUUUAUAUAAAAAAGUGUGACUUUGAGAGAAAAACCUGAAAAUUUUGAAAAAAUCUGAAACCUGUGAUUUUCUGACUCUGUUGACAGCCUCAUUCGUCUGUUUCAAUAGUAGGCUUGCUGUUAGCCUACUUGCACAGUACAGCUUGGAUUGGCUUGACUGUGAAAGACCACUUUCAUUGGUUUUAUAAUUUUAGGUAAUCCAGAGUGUAUGUCAAUGUUUCUCACAAAAUCUUUCAAACAGCGUGCCUUUCCUUCACCGGGCAGGUUGAUUGGGAAAUUUUGGACAAAAUUAUAGUAUACCCACUUCUCCAGGCACCACUACACCAAUACUCCCCUAGUUUGUUUUUUUAAACUAAUAAAUCAAAGGGAAAUCUGAGGACUAUACCAUUUUAGAACCUUGGAUGUCACAGACAACGUGGUCUCAGAGCAUUUCGUAUUAUUCUGUAUGUAAAUCAGAGACAUUACAUUUUGUAUGGUAUGUAUUAGUCCUUCAUCCACUUUGUAUGAUAUGUUACAAAUUGCAAUUCGUAUGAUAAAUGAUGUAUUACAAUUCAUACACUAUGUGCAAUAAUUUAAUUUACCCUUGCACUCUUUCUAAACAAUGCACACAUUUUUUUUUGAAUGGCAACGUGUAAAGUCUACCAAACGCAGUGCACUCUGUUUUUUAACUGAUUCUAGUUUUGGUAACAAAAAAGUAUACGGAGAUAAAAUGUUUCACAGAUUAGAGAAUUAGCAGAAUGUCGGCAAAAAUCCAUAUGGUUCAUCUAUUCCCACUCCCGGCAACUGGACUUCCUCUCGUCACCAUAUUUGACAGUGAGUGGAAACGCCAACCGUAUGCUUAACAUUUAUACAUCCGGUUACAUAUCGGGCUCAUUGUUCAAUGUGGUUUAUCCGUGUAGCUAGUCUGGCUCUCUACUGGCCCCCUUUGGCUUAAAAUUGCUUUACACACUUUAGGUCUAGUCGAGGAAGAGGUUGAGUUGAGUUCUAGCACGAAAUUUAACACAAUUUUUCGAUUACCCCUGGGGUUGUAUUUUAACUAAAUAAACUAUGGUCUGACAUCAAACAUACUGAUAGGCCUACAGCUCCAAUUGUCUAACAAUUGUCAAUAUUUGGUUGGAACUUUAAACACGUCCAAUUGUUUCCACCCGUAGGAGUUAAUUGGUAGAAAUGUUUGAAUUGUAUACAAACCAGAAAACCACAUUUCUAUCUGUGAAUUGUGUUGCUAAUUAGCCAGCAUGAGGGCAUUCAAAUAACAUACUCCGCUCAAAAGGUGAGAUGGCAGCAUCGGGGCUGGACGAUUUGAAUUUUUACAAUGAAAGCGAUAACCGUCACGCGCCAGUCAGGCUCCGGCAGCGCAGGCGAUGAAGUUUACCACUGUGGGUGGGGUGCCUGGAAGCUCCGCGACUCUUUCCUUAUCAGAUGACAAUAGACUCGUUUGUGUGAAAUAUCAAGGGAUUAUCUCCAAUGUGGAAAAUAUGUUGGAAACUAUUGGGGGUAUACAAGGGACCUAUACUGACCCCAGCAGGCGGUUGGAGCUGCGCUUUCGCUUUCGUUCCAAGGACCCGUUCUGCCACCCUGUCUUUGGAAAUCGUUUCCAAUCCACCAACCUGCUGCUGCACGUGAAAAUUAUUUUGCGCAACGGCAACCCCGAGGAAUCUCCAAUCAACAUGGACAUCCUGGAUGUCAUUGGGACAACAUACAAAUUCCAAGGGAUGGCUGACUUCCAGUAUCUUGCGGACGGCUCGCAUACAUCCCUCUACAAUAAGAUACUCUUGCGUAAACCAGAGAAUAAUGAGUUAUUUGAGCAGCCUGUGCCCCUCUUCAUUCCUCCACCCAUCUUCUCUCGCCUGGACAGUGCUGUGGACUACAGUUACCAACCUGAAAUCCAACACAAAGAAGGCUAUUGUCCCCCGACAGUAUCCAGGAAUAAUCUGAUUGGUUUGAGUCGAGCCCGUCGGCCUCACAACGCCAUCUUCCUCAACUUUGACGACAAGAAUGUCCCCACGGAGCCCCUGGAGGCUGCCAAGUCCAACUGGAAGAGGGUGUGUGUUCACCCCAGUAACAUAAAGGCAAAGGAACAAAUUAAUAAGAUGUUUGAGAGCCGGCCCAUCUGGUCCCGGAACUCGGUCAAGGCCAACCUGGACAUCCACCCUGAUAAACUGAAGCUGCUGCUCUCUAUCGUGUCCUACUACAUGCUGAGGAGAUGUAGACCGCCAGUGUUAUUCAAAGUCGGGGUUAUUGGGAAUUGCAAUGGUGUCACCAUGCCCCUGGAGGAGCCUCUGGGUGAGGUUUGGCUACGAUCCUCGCAAGACAACAGAGGCCAAGAAACACCAGGUGCUGGACUUCAAGAUCCGCUGCAGUACCAAGCACGGAUAUACUAUAAAUGACAUGCCAGUGAAGGCCAAGAGGAGCACGUUCAACUAUACCCUGCCAAUCACACUCAACAAAGCAAGUGUGUGUGAGACUGUGUGUGUCUUAGUGAUG
This is a messenger RNA of Oncorhynchus nerka (sockeye salmon), 5281 nucleotides long. RefSeq names its product general transcription factor 3C polypeptide 5-like. Bases 4159 to 5184 code for a protein of 341 amino acids. Gene Ontology annotation, molecular function: RNA polymerase III type 2 promoter sequence-specific DNA binding; RNA polymerase III type 1 promoter sequence-specific DNA binding. Gene Ontology annotation, biological process: transcription initiation at RNA polymerase III promoter. The record is from RefSeq and is a predicted model, not a curated record. NCBI's taxonomy places the organism in Eukaryota, Metazoa, Chordata, Actinopteri, Salmoniformes, Salmonidae. The transcript is spliced from 7 exons. Gene Ontology annotation, cellular component: transcription factor TFIIIC complex.